Molecule: messenger RNA, 2550 nt
Organism: Cherax quadricarinatus
Lineage: Eukaryota; Metazoa; Arthropoda; Malacostraca; Decapoda; Parastacidae
Cellular component (GO): Golgi apparatus; endosome
Molecular function (GO): GTPase activity; GTP binding
Source: RefSeq, a predicted model, not a curated record
AUUCAUUAAUUCUGAAAAUUAUAUGUACACAAAAAAUAUUUUAAUACCUAAAAUAAUGGGUAAGGUAAAUUCUAAGAUAUAUACAUCGACGGUGUGUAUAUACCCUGUGAGUAACAGUUGGUAGGGGAUGGAGGGUGAGUGAGGCCCAGAGCCCCAGAAUGCCACAGUCAGCUGGAUAUGUGGCUGUAGGUAUGUUGUUGGUCUCUCUGGCUUGGACUGCCAGUUAUGACCAUAAUUUAAAUCAGCAGCUACAAUCACCAGGACUUGAGCUAUUACAAAACAAGUUAAAGACUAAUACAAUGUCGUCGAAGGAAUUAAUACCAUAUAAGCAGUAAAGUGGAUUAUACAAACCAGAAAAGGACACAGGUCUUCCCUACUAGUGUUUUUUCCAACUUUAAAGUGCUGGGAAAUCAUGAAGACAAUAGCAGUGAAGGCGGUGGUCCUGGGAUCUCAAGGAGUGGGCAAGACGUCGCUGGUGACUUGCUAUGAGACAAAGACCUUCCACAAGAACACCAGUUCCACCAUCGGCGCUUCCUUCAGCAACGUGGAGAUACUACUGAGUGAUACUAAGGUCAGGAUGCAGGUGUGGGAUACGGCUGGCCAGGAAAGAUUUCGUUCCAUGGCACCCAUGUACUAUAGAGGUGCUAAUGCUGCUUUUUUGGUGUUUGAUUUGACCAAGUAUGAAACAUUUACUGAUGUACAAUCCUGGGUUACUGAGUUAACUAGCCGUGUUGGUGAUGGAUUAAUGCUUGUAGUUGUGGGUAAUAAGAAGGAUCUUAGAGAUGACAGAGUGGUAAACAAGAUCACUGCCCAGGAAUAUGCCCAGUCCAUAGGAGCAUUCUUUGUUGAGACUUCAGCUCUUGACCCCUCAGGAGUGCAGGAUAUGUUUAACAUAGUGGCUACUGAGAUGGUUAAACAGGCAGAAAAUGAUGAGAACUCGACUCUUAGAAUAUAUUCAGCUGAUGGUAAAGAUGAAUGGAACCAAAGUGCAUCAUCAAACAUAAACUUAAAUGAAAAGCCUGUGCUGGAGAGAGACAGAUGUUGCUGACUUCUUAGUAGUGCCAUAAACAGCAGAACAUAUACCAAAAAAUAGUAUGAGUAAAUUCACUUACGAGGAGAAUGUCACAAAUAUCGUUAAUUUUCCAAAUUUAGUUACACAAUGUUUUUGCAAAAAAAAAAAAGUGCAAACAAUUUUUGCUUAAACGUUACUGUUAUGAAUGGCUGUGUAGCUGAUCAGUCUGUUAAGUACGACUAGAAUUUAGCUAACACUAUGCAUGGCAGAAAAUGAUAUUUGCAAUGCAAAGAUUCAUAACCCAGUCUUUCAUGUAUUGGAUUUGCAUAAUUUUGUGAAACAUCGGUUAAAAAUAAUUUUAAUUUUUCCUUUUAUUGUUAAUGUUAUUGUAUUGUAAAUAUUACACUGUAGAACUUUGUUUUUAAAUACAGUAUCAUGCUUAAGACCACUUGGGCUCAAUAAUUUGCAAUUUAACAUGUUUUAUAACUGAAUCACAGUUUUCAACUAAUCUUAGUUUCCAUAUAAAACAUAAAAAUGGUAAAAUAAAAUAUGUAUAUACCAUAAUUAAAAAAUGUACUGUAAUAUAAAACAUUUAAAUCUAUUGUUUUAUGCGCUGUAUAGCCCUUGUGGCUUAGCGCUUCUUUUUGAUUAUAAUAAUAAUAAUGUUUUAUGACAAGAUUAAUGCAUGUUACUGAAGUAGAAUAAACACCUUAAUAAAUUCUUAAACAACUUUAUAUAUUUUAUUUUAGUUGUAUGAGAAAACUAAAAAUUCAUAGUUUAAUUUUCUUUUAUAAUGCUACUGAAUGUCUUGUCACUUUGGAUUUAGUGUUUUUAUUAUUUUUAUGGUGAGUGUUGUACUGCAGGUGGAUGAGCAGAGGUGCCACUAAAGUGUUACGUACUCUACAAUAUACAAGAGUCCACAUCAGUCUGUUGCUAAUUUCAAAUUGUACUAGUUUUCAUGUGAUAAUUUGCAGAUGCCUCUUCUGAUCAACUUCAGCUUCAGUCCUUUAACACUGAUAAUGCAAGUUUUUUCUGAGUGACUUCGAACAUACAAGUGCUAGUGUAUUUUUCUAAAAGGAAGGUUCGUAUUGUUAGGCUGUGUCAACUCUAAUUUGACUAUUUUAUUCAAAUAAUGAUUUUUUUUUACUUUAAUUUACUAAUUAUGAUAUUGGUCUGUAUAGCAACUAAAAUGCCUUCUCUGACAAGCUUUAAACUUUCAAAACUGGAUUAUCUUAUUGUAAUUAAAGGAAGGUUUGGAUUGGAUUUUUGGCUAUGUAGGUGCCAAUUUGCCUUUAUACUGAAGAAAUUGGGAUAAUGUUUCCAUGCAAUAAUUAGUAAAUGGCUCUUUUGAUUGGCUUAAAAAUUUUCAGUGCUGGUUGGUAUAUUUAACAGCAUAAGAAACUUGUGCCACACUCAGGAUUGUUCAUUUUGCAUGCUACGAGGUACAGGGGGAUAAGUAAGUUCGUGGGAUACCUUUCUUGGCUCGAGUAACAACCAGAACAAUGCAUUAAAUGAUUUUUAUUAAAUAUUUUAUUUCA